Messenger RNA from Antrostomus carolinensis (chuck-will's-widow), 960 nucleotides. RefSeq names its product ribonuclease H2 subunit B (gene RNASEH2B). The record is from RefSeq and is a predicted model, not a curated record. Bases 1 to 960 code for a protein of 319 amino acids. Gene Ontology annotation, biological process: RNA catabolic process. The transcript has 11 exons. Lineage: Eukaryota; Metazoa; Chordata; Aves; Caprimulgiformes; Caprimulgidae. Gene Ontology annotation, cellular component: nucleoplasm; ribonuclease H2 complex.
AUGGUUAGGAAGACCUCCCGAGUCUGGAGUUCUGGAGGAAUCAUGGUACAGAGACAGCAAAGUGCUAAUAAGUCCUCAAGGACCCACAUGGACUUCGCUGAGGCUGCUACUGACCCCCCUAAGACACCUGACAGCGAACCUCUGUUUACAAAACUGCGCAAUCCAAGCACAGGGGAAGCAACCCUUUACUUAUUCAAUAGUGGUGCACAGCAGCUGUUUGAAGUAAAAGCUUUUCAUGAGGAAUAUCGUUCGUGGUUUAUAGGUCAGACUGUUCAACAAGAUGGGCGCCUGCUGUUUGUUACACCAAUGGACCCCUUAUUUCUGAUACUUUACUACCUCAUAAAGGCAGACAAGGAGCAGCAAGGGAAGUUCCAGCCACUCGAUCAAGUUGUGCUAGACUCAGAGUACCCUAGCUGCCCGUUGCUGCUGAAGUGUGCAGACGUUAAACAGUACAUACAUCAUGUAACAGAAGAAAAAGAGAUUGGCAAUCAGAAAUUCCACAGAUACAGCCAAGAGAAGACACUGAAGUGGUUAAAGAAAAAGGUCAAUCAAACAGUGAAAGCACUUAAAAGCAACAAUAUAUGUGUAGGUGAAAGGGUAUAUGCAGCUACAUUUAUCAACAUUACACAGAUCACAGAUACUAAAGAAGACUAUUUACGGUAUGCCCAUGGGUUAAUAUCAGAAUAUAUUCCUGAAGAUCUGAGUAAGGAGUUGUUAAAAUACUUAGGGCUCCCAGAACUUAAAAGCCCAGCACCAGAGCCACCAUUGAAGAAAAGGAAAUUAUCAGAUGUCCCUGCGGAAGCAGAAGAAGACUGUACUAAGUUUAACAGCAGCAAUCUGAAAACCAAAAAGGCAAACAGCAAGAUGUCAGCAGCACAGAAGGCUCUGGCCAAAGUUGAUAAAAGUGGAAUGAAAUCCAUUUCUACUUUCUUCAGCUCCAAACCUAAAGCAUCAAAAUAA